CGCCGAGCUCUGGAGGAGGUUCCACGAGAUCGGCACCGAGAUGAUCAUCACCAAGGCGGGAAGGCGGAUGUUUCCCGCAAUGAGAGUGAAGAUCUCAGGUUUAGACCCACAUCAGCAGUAUUACAUUGCUAUGGAUAUUGUGCCAGUGGAUAACAAAAGAUACAGGUAUGUUUAUCAUAGCUCCAAGUGGAUGGUGGCUGGUAAUGCUGACUCCCCAGUACCGCCUCGUGUUUAUAUUCACCCCGAUUCACCCGCCUCUGGGGAGACGUGGAUGAGACAAGUGAUCAGCUUCGACAAACUGAAGCUUACCAAUAAUGAGCUGGACGAUCAAGGGCAUAUUAUCCUUCACUCUAUGCAUAAAUACCAGCCUCGAGUCCAUGUCAUCCGAAAAGACUGUGGAGAUGAUCUGUCCCCCGUCAAGCCUAUCCCUUCAGGGGAAGGGGUGAAAGCCUUCUCCUUUCCAGAGACGGUUUUCACUACUGUCACAGCAUACCAAAAUCAACAGAUAACUCGUCUGAAGAUUGACAGGAAUCCAUUUGCCAAGGGCUUUAGAGAUUCGGGACGUAACAGAAUGGGACUGGAAGCUCUGGUGGAGUCUUACGCCUUCUGGAGACCUUCACUGAGGACACUUACCUUUGAAGAUAUACCUGGGAUACCCAAACAAGGAAAUGCAGGUUCCUCUCCUUUACUCCAGGGAUCUGGCAGCGGAGUGCCAUCUACCCACCCUCACCUUUUAACGGGUUCCCCUUGCUCAUCUCCAGCCUUCCACCUCAGUCCCAACACGAGCCAGCUCUGUAGCCUUGCUCCAGCUGACUACACAGCUUGUGCCCGCUCAGGCUUGACCUUGAACAGAUACAGCACUUCCCUGGCUGAGACCUACAACAGGCUCACCAACCAAACCGGGGAGACAUUUGCGCCCCCGAGGACUCCCUCGUAUGUCGGCGUGUCGAGCAGCACAACGGUGAACAUGUCCAUGGGUGGCAGUGACGGGGACGCCUUCAGCUGCCCGCAGACUGGCUUAUCCAUGCAGAUUUCAGGGAUGUCUCCACAGCUCCAGUACAUCAUGCCGUCCCCAUCCAGCAAUGCCUUCGCCACUAACCAAACCCACCAAGGCUCCUACAACACGUUUAGACUGCACAGUCCCUGCGCGCUCUAUGGAUAUAACUUCUCCACGUCCCCUAAACUGGCUGCCAGUCCUGAGAAAAUCGUUUCUUCCCAAGGAAGUUUCUUGGGGUCCUCGCCAAGUGGAACCAUGACGGAUCGGCAGAUGUUGCCCCCUGUGGAAGGAGUGCACUUACUUAGCAGUGGGGGGCAGCAGAAUUUCUUUGACUCUAGGACCCUAGGAAGCUUAACACUCUCGUCUUCUCAAGUGUCUGCACAUAUGGUUUGAUGAAGCCUUUAAGUAAAAGUACAGUAUGUUUGGUGUCUACAAUGUAUUUCUUUUGGAAUAUGAAAGGACACUCGGUGUAGCUUGUAAAGUGUGUGUAUAUA
Merops nubicus (carmine bee-eater) is the source of this 1491-nucleotide messenger RNA. RefSeq names its product T-box 18 (gene TBX18). Gene Ontology annotation, molecular function: DNA-binding transcription factor activity, RNA polymerase II-specific; RNA polymerase II cis-regulatory region sequence-specific DNA binding. Lineage: Eukaryota; Metazoa; Chordata; Aves; Coraciiformes; Meropidae. Bases 41 to 1390 code for a protein of 449 amino acids. The transcript has 7 exons. The record is from RefSeq and is a predicted model, not a curated record. Gene Ontology annotation, cellular component: nucleus. Gene Ontology annotation, biological process: morphogenesis of embryonic epithelium; cell fate specification; somitogenesis.